Balaenoptera acutorostrata (minke whale) is the source of this 4545-nucleotide messenger RNA. It is a transcript of the gene PLEKHG3, whose product is annotated as pleckstrin homology and RhoGEF domain containing G3. The transcript has 18 exons. Lineage: Eukaryota; Metazoa; Chordata; Mammalia; Artiodactyla; Balaenopteridae. Bases 179 to 3907 code for a protein of 1242 amino acids. Gene Ontology annotation, molecular function: guanyl-nucleotide exchange factor activity. The record is from RefSeq and is a predicted model, not a curated record.
GCCCCUUCCCGGAGCGACAUUCAAACUCGCGCCCGCGUUGCGGCGGCACCUGGGUGGCUUCGCGCGCCGUGCGUUCUGGAUCCAGCCGGGCGGCCGCUGCUCGGAUUCCAGAGGUUUGCCCUUUGUCUGUCCCGCCCAGAACCUCCCCGGAGCGCCCCCACCAGGCAGCAAUGCCAGAAUGCCCGUCUCUGCCUCGCUCCACCAAGAUGGCAGCCAGGAGCGGCCGGUGAGCCUGACCUCCACCACCUCCUCGUCGGGCUCCUCCCGUGACAGCCGCGGGACCAUGGAGGAGCCCAGCGGCUCCGAGGCUUCGGCCGAGAACGGGGCGGGCUCCCCGCGCGGCCGGCGUCUCCCCAACAGCAACAACUCCAGCAGCUGGCGGAGCAUGAGGGGGCCCCUGUCCCCUUUCAACAGCCGGGCGUCGGUGGCGCCUGCGCACAAGCUCAGCUACGUGGGUCGAGUAGUGCGGGAAAUCGUGGAAACGGAGCGCACGUACGUGCAGGACCUGCGCAGCAUCGUGGAGGACUACCUCUUGAGGAUCAUUGACACGCCUGGGCUGCUGAACCCGGAGCAAGUCAGUGCCCUCUUUGGGAACAUAGAAAGCAUCUACGCACUGAACAGCCAGCUACUCAGAGACCUGGACAGCUGCAAUAGUGACCCGGUGGCUGUGGCCAGCUGCUUUGUGGAAAGGAGCCAAGAGUUUGAUAUCUACACCCAGUAUUGCAACAACUACCCCAACUCAGUGGCCGCCCUGACUGAGUGCAUGCAGGACAAGCAGCAGGCCAAGUUCUUUCGGGACCGGCAGGAGCUGCUGCAGCACUCACUGCCCUUGGGCUCCUACCUCCUAAAGCCAGUCCAGCGCAUCCUCAAGUACCACCUGCUACUCCAGGAAAUCGCCAAACAUUUUGAUGAAGAAGAGGACGGCUUUGAGGUGGUAGAGGACGCCAUUGACACCAUGACUUGUGUGGCCUGGUACAUCAACGACAUGAAGAGGAGACAUGAGCACGCAGUCCGGCUCCAGGAGAUUCAGUCUCUGCUCAUCAACUGGAAGGGGCCAGACCUGACCACCUAUGGGGAGCUCGUCCUGGAGGGCACAUUCCGCGUGCACCGUGUGCGCAGCGAGAAGACCUUUUUCCUCUUUGACAAAGCACUGCUCAUCACCAAGAAGCGGGGAGAUCACUUUGUCUACAAGGGUCACAUCCCGUGCUCCUCCCUGAUGCUGAUUGAGAGCACCAGAGAAUCCCCGUGCUUCACCGUCACACACUACAAGCACAGCAAGCAGCAGUACAACAUCCAGGCCAAAACGGUGGAGGAGAAACGGAGCUGGACUCACCACAUCAAGAGGCUCAUCCUGGAGAACCACCAUACCACCAUCCCCCAGAAGGCCAAAGAAGCCAUCUUGGAAAUGGAUUCCUAUUAUCCCAAUCGGUACCGCCAUAGCCCAGAGCGCCUGAAGAAGGCCUCCCAGGAUGAGGUGUCCAGCGAUGUGCACCAGGGGCGCCGGCAGUCUGAGCCUGGUCAGCUCCUGUACAACUGGGCAACACUCCCCAGCAGGCAGCGAGGCUUCACGGUGCCAGGCCUUAAGGGCCAUAGAAAGUCGGAGCCAUCCAGACAUCUGCUCAGGCAACUCAGCGAGAAAGCCAGAGCAGCAGGGAUGAAGGGGAAGGGGCGCAGGGAGCCCGAAGACCCCAAGAGCUGCAGAAGGCCCAGCAGCCAAUCUCCAACCACCGCUGAGAAGUGCCUGAGCUUUGAGUCUGUGUCUUCCCUGCCGGAGGUUGAGCCAGACCCUGAGUCUGGGACAGAGCAGGAGGUGUUGGCUGCCGUGGAAGGUCCCAGGACCGAGGAGAUGCCCUCAGACACAGAGGCUCCAGAAGUCCUAGAAAUGCAGCUUGACACCCACCAGCUGCUGCUGGGACUGGACCCCCCGGGUGACAUGGUGGACUUCAUGGUGGCCGAGAGUACCGAGGACCCUAAGGUCCUGAGCAGUGAGGACGAGGAGGAAGAGAUGGGGGCCGCCCACGAGCCCGAGAGCCUCCUGCCUCCCUCUGUGCUGGACCAGGCCAGCGUCAUUGCCGAGCGGUUCGUCAGCAGCUUCUCUCGGCGGAGCAGCCUGGCACUGGAGGACGGCAAGUCCAGCGGCUUCGGGACCCCGAGGCUGACCAGCCGGAGCAGCAGUGUGAUCAGCCUAGAGGACAGUGAGAAGGGCCUGGCCCCCCGUGGGAGCACCACAGACUCCCUGGGCUCUCAGCUCCCUCCAGAAGCGGACAUCAGUAUGGGGGUGGCCGCAGAGAGUGACCCUUCUGUCAACGGGACAGAGCCCCAGAGCCCAGGCUGCCCAGCGGAGCCAGACAGGCCUUCCUGCACGAAGGAAUCGAAGCUUUCUUCCCGAGACCGGCUGUUGUUGGACAAAAUCAAGAGCUACUAUGAAAGUGCAGAGCACCACGAUGCAGGCUUUAGUGUCCGGCGCCGGGAGAGCCUCUCCUUCAUCCCCAAAGGACUGGUGAGAAACUCAGUCUCCAGAAUCAACAGCCUUCCCAGGCCAGACCCGGAGCCACUGGCUCCGCUGGGGCAUAAGAGACAGGUGGGCUCGCGGGCAGCCUCAUGGGCCCUCUUUGACUACCCAGGACCAGGCCAGGCUCGUGCUGGGGACCCAGCUCCCAUCACAGAUGCUGAGUUCCGCCCGUCUUCGGAAAUUGUGAAGAUCUGGGAGGAAAUGGCGUCUCCUGAGGGGAGCCCUCGGAAAGGAGCAGGCCAAGGCCAGGCCAAUAGCUUUGACCUGCAUGAGCCCCUCUUCAUCCUGGAGGAGCGUGAGCUGGGGGCCAUCACUGAGGAGUCGGCCGCUGCCUCGCCGGAGAGUGCCUCCCCCACUGAGCCACCCAGCCCGGCCCACCUGGCCCAGGAGCUGAAGGAGCUGGUGAAGGAGCUGAGCAGCGGCGCCCAGGGGGAGCUGGUGAGCCCGCUACACCCCCGCAUCCUGCAGCUCUCCCACGUGAUGGACAGCCACGUGAGCGAGCGAGUCAAGAGCAAGGUCUACCAGCUGGCUCGCCAGUACAGCCUCCGGAUCAAGGGCAAGUCGGUGACAGCCAGGCCACCGCAGCCGUGGGAAAAGGUGGCUGCCACCACCCCACACCUGCAGCAGGAGGCUGGAGCACCAUCUGGUGGUAGAGGUAAGAGGAAACCAGUGCUGUCUCUCUUCAACCACGAGCAGCCCACGGCCCAGGAACACAGCCCGCCCAAGCCCGGCUCUGCCAGGGAGAUAUCGCCACGGCGUUUCUCCUUCAGCCCCUCGGCCACCAGCCCGAGGACCACCUCGCCUGGGGCCUGGCACAUCCCCCGAAGCCCGCUCAGCCCCUUGGACACUGAGACUUUCAACUGGCCCGAUGUCCGAGAGCUCUGCUCCAAAUACGCCUCCCAGGACGAGGCGCUCCAGGCCAAGGGCAGCCGGCCGCGCAACCUGCCCGUCAACCGGAGCCACUCGCUGCCGGAGAACAUGAUGCAGCCGCAGCCGCCCCUGUCGGGGAAGGUGGGCCGCUGCUGCAGCCUGAACGCCAGGAGGGCCCCGGCAGGCCCAGGGGUCGCCCAGCCUCAGCCUCUGGCGGGGCCACCCCCAAGCGCGCCGGACGGAGGGGAGGCCCUGUACGUCACCGCAGACCUCACACUGGAGGACAACCGGCGGAUGGUUGUCAUGGAGAAGGGACCUCUGUCCGGCCCCAGCGCGGGACUGGAGGCAGCCAGCGAGCGGGGACCGAGCUCACCAGCAGCCCAGGCGGGGCAGGGCCUGGAGUUCCAGGAGUGUGCAGAGUAUCGGCCUAAAGAAGAGGGUCCCAGGGACCCGGCAGACCCAAGCCAGCAGGGCAGAGUGAGGAGCCUGCGGGAGAAAUUCCAGGCCUUGAACUCCACAGGUUGACACUGAGUCCUGGGGGAGGGAGCCGCUGUGCCGAGGGACGGGGAGGAACGGUGGCAUCCUCGUUCACAGCCUGGGCUCACCCUGCUCACCCGAGCCCCGCCCGGGGCCCUCAGAAAGGCCGCCCCUGGGAGAGCGCCCUGGGGCACCGGGCAAGGGCCUUCACCUGCCGUGGGCGCGCCAGUGACUUGCGAGCCCCUUUGCCCUCCGAGGCCGGUGUGGCCGCUUCCCUUGUAUAUAUAGUUCUUCUCUAGUAAGAGGCCAAAUAGUUAAGCUCAUCUCUUCCCAGGGAGAGCGAGCCCUGCUCAGGCCUCCAGUGUCGCCUGGCCGCUGCCAGACUGAGGGCCCACCCAGGGGACACACAGGAGGGUGGCCUGGGGAGGCUUUGCUCUUUAACUGUGCCUUUUCUUAGGAUCCGGGCAGGAACGAGGCCCAUAAUUUAUUGCUUUCUACCCUGUGGUAUGUUGGUGUGCUCGCGCGCGUGUGUGUGAGUGUGCUGUUGUUGAUUUCCCUCCUGGGAGGAAUGUCGUGGACUCUGUUCAGGUACUUUUGUGGGUUGUCUUGCUGGCCCCGUGGUUGUCACUAAUGUACACAUGUUUCGUUAUUUGCCAAUGGUGUAAUAACCACUGCUGACCAACCAA